Messenger RNA from Drosophila simulans, 1629 nucleotides. It is a transcript of the gene ppk29, whose product is annotated as acid-sensing ion channel 1C. The coding region runs from base 1 to 1515 and encodes 504 amino acids. Gene Ontology annotation, cellular component: membrane. Lineage: Eukaryota; Metazoa; Arthropoda; Insecta; Diptera; Drosophilidae. The transcript is spliced from 11 exons. Gene Ontology annotation, biological process: sodium ion transmembrane transport. The record is from RefSeq and is a predicted model, not a curated record. Gene Ontology annotation, molecular function: ligand-gated sodium channel activity.
AUGCACACUUUCGCAGCCCAACGAACCGAUUCCCUCGCAUCUCUGAUACCCAUUAGUGCAUCCGAACCUCGCGUGCAGUAUGCAGUUGCACACAUUUUCAAAGCUACGAAACUUGCGUGCAUGCCUCGGUAUUUAAGUAAAGGAUGGACAUAUAUUUUCGAAUUAGUCACGAAGGAAUCGUGGAAAGGAUUUCAUGAAUACGAAAUGUGGCGGAAGACAUUAACGACUCUUCGGGGAAUUAUCAGAUCGAUUGGGCCGACUUUUCUGGGAUUCUUAAGGUCUUUUGUGGAGAAUAAAGGGCUGCUUUGGAUUUUUGUGCUCGGCAUUUCUGGAUGGAGCACGGUUUCCAUAUUGGUUCUUCUAAAACACAGAUACGAAACGGACUCCACGACAAUAGGAGUGUCGACCGCCUACAGUCGCUGGAUAAACACCUUCCCAUCGAUAGGAAUCUGCAUAACAAAAUACCGAGCGUUUAACGAAUUCAAGGCAAUGAUGCGGGAUCAUUUCCAAGAAGAGUUUGAAUACUCCUUUACAAAAAUGAUAUACGAAUUUGCUUUUACCAACCCCAACACCUUAUUUACAAGGGCGCCUACCAAGAAUACAAGUUACCCGUACGAUUUCGAUAUCUUGGAAAUAAGAAGAAAGAUGUUUCCAACCAAUUGCAGUGCAUGCUUUGAAGAAGUAUACUUUCGUGGCGAAUUGGUGGCCAACUGCGAGGAGAUAUUCAAGUUUCAUGUGACGGAAAUGGGCUACUGCUUUCUGGCGAACAAUCUAUUGGACUACGACAGCAUCGAUGAAAUGCCCCUCAGGUAUUCUUCGCUGGACAACAAUCGAAAUCUGCGACUGAUCUUGCGAUAUUCUGUUUUCUAUAAAUAUGAGAUGUACGUCAACAGCCCCGAGGAUCUGCCCUUCUUCAAUUCCUUGACCUACACCAUCUCCAACGACAGCACAACAUACGCCUUCAACGUCGAGGAGAUUCACAACCACGAAGGUGUCAUCGAUGAGCCCAUUUCUCAGCGGAAGUGCAAGUUCCCCAGCGAGACUUCCGUCAAGGGGUUUCCUUACAGCUUCUCGGCCUGCAUGUCCAUCAUCCGGAGUGAGUUUGAGAUGACAGCUUGCAACUGCUCUCUAUUCAACCCCGAGGAUCGCAACGACAGUCUCUAUUGCGGAUUGCACAAAGCGGAUUGCUUGAUUAAAGCCGGCGUGACAAACAGAGUUAAGGAGUACGUCGGAAGCAAUACGGUUUGCCUGCCAUCCUGCGUGGAGCAGCAGAUAAGUCUAGUGGGGGUCGUAACUGAAAAUCAAACAAUAUACAAGAAUAAUGAACAGGUCACCGAAAUCCAAAUAAUCUCUCCACCCACGGUGAGGUAUGAAAGAAAGGUCACCCAGACCAAGCUGGAUCUAAUAGUCGGCAUCGGAAGUGUGGCAGGACUCUUCUUCGGCGCCUCCCUGCUGAACCUCUUGGAGAUCAUCUCGUACUUCAUUAAAAAAGUCAAGACCGCGAUUUUCGGUUAGGACCUUUAUUGCUUUUCGCUUUUUAGCCUCGCAACAGCUUGUGCACAAAUAAAUAAGAUAAUUCGGAUUGGGCGAGCCUAAGUGAGCCCUAAUUAUUAUUAUCGAACAAGUCAA